AUGUAUCGGUCGUAUCGUCGGCUCUGUGCGGUGAUGAGGGUGGCUGGCCCUUCCGAAGCGGGUCAGCAGAUGGAGAUUCGGCGGCUCCUCAAUACGUGGGGGAAAGCGGAUCUUGUGGAGAAUGUCGAGGCCCUGUGGAGGGACCAGGCCCUGAACGAUCGGAAUAAGGUCCAUGCUGUGUACCGCCUGGUGUCGGUCAACUGUGAAGAUUCCUCUAAGCUUCUGGAGAGGAUUCUGGAUGAGGUUGUAGUAGAGGUCGAGGGCGGUCACUUUUCUCAUCCGCAGUCUGUGGCCCGGCUCUGCUACUGCUGGGCGAAGGCUCGUCCCUCUACACCGCUGCCUGAGUGCCUCUCGGCUGUCCUCUGUGACGACAAGCAGGGAGACCGUGGCCGGCGAAUAGGACGGCUCAACUCCGGAACGCUAGCGGGCCUACUGUGGGCCUAUGCCAAGACCCCUGGGACGGCUGGGCACGAAAGUAUCUUCUCCGUGGCUUCAGAGCAUCUUGCUACUAACCUGACCUCCCUGGGUGGUACGCCAAUACGGGAGGCAUGUAUUAUGCUGUGGUCAUUCGGGGCCUUCUGGAAGCAUCGCCGUCCAGAGCCUCUGCCCUUCGAACUCCUACUUGCCUUAGCUGGUAGAAUCCUGUCGGACCCAUCAGCCCAACCGCGGGAGAUGGCCACCGCGCUGUGGGCAGUGGCAACCCUGGAGCUCUGGAGAGGUGACCAGGACCGAGCAGUAGUGCUGAUGUUACGACAGGCUAUAGAGGCAAUGCUUCCCGAGUGGCCAUAUGAGUUCCCUACGAGGGAGUUCAGCAACGUACUAUGGGCGGUCACCAGGACAGAAAACCUGGUGAACUCGAUGGAGGUACGGCAGCUGAUGGAAUCGGCGUGUCGGCUCAUCGUGGAGCAAGAGGGAGGGAGACCAUAUAAAGUGGAAGAGCUCGCGAUGGUCGCUACUGCUCUGUCGGGCUAUAUAGGGAAAGUGGAGAAAGAAGACCGGCACGCCACUGAGGCGCUGGUCACAGUCAUGAACUCAGUCGCUUCCGUCGGCUCAGUGGACGGCAACCUAGCGACAUUCGCUCAAGCCAUGCUGCCCGUGGCGGACCGAGUCGAUCAGGCUGCUAAGGCCAAGCUGCUGGUCACGGCAGAGGAAGCCUUGAAGGCAUCUAGGUUGGACACUACGGCUCUGAUCUCCGUGAUUGACCUUUUCGGGGAGGAAUCUCCGUCUGCGGCCCUCGAGGCGGCCUGGAAGGAAGCCAUAGGACUAGUUCUACGGCACAUCAGGGAAGGCCGGCCGGUCGAGAUCCGAUCACUGGGCAGUGCAGGAGCGCGGAAGGUGUGUAAACAGCUGGGGGUCCUGGGGGCUCCUGGCGACCUUCCAGGAAAUCUUCAGGCUAAACUCGUUGGCCAUCGCUUCGCCUCAGUCGUGGAGUACGUCAUUACACCGGAGGACGGCGAUGGGGAGUCUGUCUCUGGCCCGCCCACGGUCUUCCUCCCAGUGCCUCAGAAUACCUCUUCUGUCACAGUGCUGACGCCCUACCAUCACGGCUGGGUCCGCAACACGGAGCCAGACUUCAGAGCUCUAGAGGAGGUGGCGCGAGUAUUGGAGGCCCAUCGAGACACCCACGACUGCGGCUGGGUCAGACUGGUCCUCAGCCGGGCACCGUGCGUGUCCAGCCUGGCUGCGAUGGCUCAGUUCGUGGAAAGGUACCCCGACGUUGACCUUCGAGUUUGGUUUCACCCUCUUCCAUGGAAGUAG
This is a messenger RNA of Perkinsus marinus ATCC 50983, 1758 nucleotides long. RefSeq lists its product as hypothetical. The coding region runs from base 1 to 1758 and encodes 585 amino acids. NCBI's taxonomy places the organism in Eukaryota, Perkinsozoa, Perkinsida, Perkinsidae. The transcript has a single exon. The record is from RefSeq and is a predicted model, not a curated record.